Messenger RNA from Solea solea (common sole), 1215 nucleotides. It is a transcript of the gene vkorc1, whose product is annotated as vitamin K epoxide reductase complex, subunit 1. The record is from RefSeq and is a predicted model, not a curated record. Lineage: Eukaryota; Metazoa; Chordata; Actinopteri; Pleuronectiformes; Soleidae. The transcript is spliced from 3 exons. Gene Ontology annotation, molecular function: vitamin-K-epoxide reductase (warfarin-sensitive) activity. Gene Ontology annotation, biological process: vitamin K metabolic process; peptidyl-glutamic acid carboxylation. Bases 109 to 618 code for a protein of 169 amino acids.
UCAGCUGCAAAAGACUUUGUGACCAAUCAGAAGCGAGGACCUGUGCGUCUACACGUCAUCCUCACAGAGAGUUCACGCAGUCAGACUCGUGCAGACACGAACACAGACAUGGCAGCGACUGGACCUCACAAGAUGCCCAGCUGGGAGAAGAGAGUGCGGAUUGUGUUGUGCGUCGUUGGUCUGGUUCUGUCUGUGUAUGCGCUUCACGUGGAGCUGUCCAGAGAGGCAGACCCGGAUUACAGGGCGAUGUGUGACCUGGGGGAGUCAGUGAGCUGCUCCAAGGUUUUCACCUCCAGAUGGGGGCGUGGCUUUGGCUUGGUCCAGUUGUUCGUGGCUAAAGAGAACCCUCUGAACCAGCCCAACAGCCUGCUGGGCCUCCUGUUCUACACUGUGCAGCUGGGCCUCGGUCUGUCACUAUCUAAGAAAGCAGCUCUGUGUCUGGUGGUCUCCUCCUGGGUGUCAGUGGCCGGCUCGCUCUACCUCGCCUUUAUUCUUGCCUUUGUUCUGGGGGAUUUCUGCAUGGUCUGCGUGUCCACGUACGUCGUCAACUUCGCGCUGCUCUUCACUAACCUCAGAAGAAGGAGAGCCAUUGAAGGAAUGAAGGAAAAGGCUCCAUAGACGUGUGUUCCCUGAGAAAUCCACCGCCUUCUCCAGGUGAAACCACAGCGAGCCCCUCCCACGGUGCAAGCCCCUCCCACGGUGGAACAGGACUGACUGUGCUUCAACACACACACACACACACGUUUUUGUACAUCGAUGCACAUUUUUGAUGCUGAUCGCACAUGUUUGAAAAACACACUAGUGUAGCAUAGUUUGGAUUAGAUUAAACUUUAUUGUCAUUGAUUUAAUCCGAAAUGCAAAUCACAGCGUAUACAAAUAAAUAAUAACUAAUAAAAUAGUGCAGCUUAAUGAGGAACAGGCAGAAACAUAUAAUAAUAAUAAUAAGUAUAAUAAUAAUAAUUAAUAAUUAUAAUAGUAUAUUCAUUAUGAAUGUGUUUGUGAUAAUUUUGAGGACAAUUAAAUGACAGUUCACUUUAGCUCCAGGUGAUGGAGCUAUGUUACACAUAUUAUCACUAAUUUAUUACCAUAUCAUAUAUUAUCAAUAAAAAUGUAGUAAAAAGUGCUUUAUUUUUUCCUAUUACAUGUACAGCUGAAAUAAGUAAUAAAAGUAAAGAGCUAAAUUGAUCAUAAAUAAAAUCCUAAGUGACACACUGA